AUGUCUCACGGCAUCGCGUUGACGCCAAACAGUCCCAUCACGAUUGGGUCAACGAUCGCCAAUGUGAACUGCUAUGUGUUGGACGAGAACCAGCGACAAGUCCCGAUGGGGGUUUCCGGCGAGUUUUACUUGGGCGGCGUGUGCGUGUCGCCGGGAUACAUCAACUUGCCGGAGCUGACGCGAGAUCGAUUUGUACUGGAUCCGUAUUCCCGUCGCCCGGGGACGAUGUAUCGAACAGGAGACGUGGGUCGGUUGUUGCCGAACGGUCAGUUUGAGAUCUUGGGGCGGAUGGACAGCCAGGUCAAGUUGAAGGGGUACCGCAUCGAGUUGGACGAAGUGGCAAACGCCAUGAUGCUCCAUCCUGAUGUCAUAUCAGCUUGCGUGAUCGUCCAAGACAAGUCCCAUCUUGUUGGGUAUUUUACUCCAGCCACAGUGAAUGUGGAGUCCCUUCGCAAGACUGUGGUCGAUCGGUUGCCGGUGUAUAUGGUUCCUGCGAUGUGGACGGGGUUGGACGAAAUGCCCCAGAAUUCAAACGGGAAAAUCAACACGAAAGCUUUAGCGUUGCUGAAGGCAGUGGUUGAGCUCGAAGCAAUGCAGACACAUGAGGAAGCUAAGUUGGCUCAAGUCAUCGCAAGCGUUCUCGAAGUAGACGUGGCAGAGAUCGGUCGGCGAUCGUCCUUUGUCGCGUUGGGUGGCGACUCGAUCACGGCCAUCUACCUCGCUGCGGAGCUUAAGAAGAUUGGGUGGAGGGUGUCGGUGGGGGACAUUCUCCAGUCCACCCAAUUGUGUGAUUUGGCACUCACGGCGACCGAGCAGGCUCAUAUUCCAGCUGUGGAGUGGUCGGACGUGCCACUUCCAAGCCAAGUGAGCCAGGAUAUCACGACCGCUUGGCCAGAACACGAAGCGGCCUAUGCCACGACGCCAGAGCAGUCGUUUUUACUGAGUUCAUCGAUAGAAAACCCGUCCCGGUGGAUUUUGCAGGUGCCAUUUGUGGACCUGGACGCCAGCAGACUUGUUACUGCGUACGCUCGCAUUUCUGAGCAUUGCGAAGCUUUGCGCACGACAUUCAUCCUGGCAUCGGACAAUACCAACUACCACGUCGUGAACCCUGCUUCCUGUGUGGAGGUGCGCUGCGAGCACAAGGCGACUUCAUUGACCGAGUUCCUGGCGUUGGAUAAGGCUCGUGCAUUCCAAGCAACCGAUGCAACGUUCGCGCGCUUCACGGUCGUGUCAGUGCCGCACGCAGAAUCUAUCGGUGUCCUGACCAUCCACCACGCGCUGUACGACGGAUGGUCCAUUUCCCUUCUCUUGUCCGACUUGAUGGAUGCUUAUCAUGACCGUCCAAUCCCCCAACGCCCGUCGUUUCGGCCCGUGAUCCACUAUGUGCAAGCCCAAGACCCCUCGAAAACAGUCGCGUUUUGGACCGAAAAGCAACGCCAGCUUGUUCAAGUGACCCUGCGCUGUUCGUUACCGUUGCCCUGUCCCGCCUACUAUCCGCCAUUCAACCUCUCGGAGUGA
Molecule: messenger RNA, 1518 nt
Organism: Aphanomyces invadans
Lineage: Eukaryota; Oomycota; Saprolegniomycetes; Saprolegniales; Verrucalvaceae
Exons: 2
Coding region: 1-1518 (505 amino acids)
Biological process (GO): secondary metabolite biosynthetic process; amino acid activation for nonribosomal peptide biosynthetic process
Cellular component (GO): cytoplasm
Molecular function (GO): phosphopantetheine binding; catalytic activity
Source: RefSeq, a predicted model, not a curated record